GAGUGAAGUGUCGUGCGAUUUUUUUUCGCGAUCUGUGUCCUUAGUGUUAUCAGCAAAGUAGUUUGUGUGACAACGAAGGAGGGGGUUGCAACGACUUGCAACUCUAUCACGCCGUUCGCGGAAAGGUAUUUCGCGCGAGCGGAAUCAAGUGCAAGGAAAAUCGUCCGCGGCAGAGAUGCGCUCGUAGCGAAUCGACAACUUCGUUACUGCAGUCGGAGCCGGAUUUCGAAGCACGCUGAGGUGGAGGAUGGAGGAGCUGGAGACGCUGGAGAGCACGGAGUGCCCGGAGUGCCCCGGGCCGCCCCCUGAGUUCCGGUUGCCACCACCCCCCCGACCGCCUUUCCUCACUGAGGGCACCUUCUGCUCGGAGUCACCCCUCGCCGAGCUCGAAGACUGUGUUGCUAUCCCGAUGAUCGACGCCUCCUAUCAUACAAACCCGUCGUUGCAAAGCACUGCCCUCAUCAUCACCUGCGCGGUGGUCCUUCUACUAAUGGCCGCGAUUGUAUCCGUCGUUUUCUGGAAGCACAAGCGGAAAGUGCAAAACCUGCUGCCGUGUAAGAGCGCAGCGGGCGCGGCGGCGGUCGCCGGACGGGGUCGCGUGCUGCCAGACGCCAAGUCGCAGGGGGUACCUCUGUCGAUCACCGCCACCGCCCAGUCGUCCACUGCUCGACUUCCGGCCGGUACUGGCGCGAAUAGUCCAUUAUUGUUGCGGAACGAAAGCAACCUCCUGCGAGACAGCCACCUGCUGCUAGCUACGCAGAACGCCUUGAUCACGAGCCAGCGGCCUCCCUCACCUCCUCCUACUCCACCCUCACCUAUGCUUUCCCGCGGAGAAUUUCCAUCGUGUCGAAACCUCGAUGUCAGCUUGACCGCCGACGGCGGCUAUUCGGCCGACGUACGAGUUCCCGCGAGGCCCCGUGAUUCCGGUAUCCCCAUCACUCCCACCCAUCGACCUGGACUGCGCGCCUCUCCCGCUCGAACACCGUCGAGCCCAAACGGUUCGGCGAGCCUCGUUGCGGUACCGAGGCUCACGGUCCGAGAGGAAGACCGCAGACGGCUCUCGGUAGACUCCGAGGGUUAUUCCUAUAUAGACUUCAAAGACUCGGAUAUAGAAUCCACGAGAUACGGUCGUACAGAGACCGCGAAUCCUCCCAUCAACAGCAGGCGGCUGUUGCGAUCGAUGACUUUGAGAUCGAGCUCAAUCGAUUCUGAUGGCUACUCGUACAUCAUCGAUUACAGCAGAAGGGCGCCCGGCGCCGCCAAGAGGCUCGUCGCCGAUGGCACCGAGGAGGAGAUGCUGGACGUUAAGGAUGGCGGAAGAGGGGUGUUCGUCUGCAGUAGCCCCGGUCCUGAUCCUUACACAUCGCAGGACCUUUAUAAUCCUGUCUACGAGGAGCUCAGCAACGGGGACCAUCCGGAGACGGACGAGGAGAGCGAGUUGAAUGCUCGCAAUCGUCUACAUCAUCAUCACCAUCAUCACCGUCACCAUCACCGUACGUCCAGCGCGUCCAAACCAGCGAGCGAGGAUGAAUUCGCCGAGGACGAGCUGUCGAUGGGUGAGCCAUCGGAAGCGAGGAUGCUCACUUCGAGCAGCGGCCCCACCUGGGGUACGUGCCCGGCCGGUGUCAGACCACCGCGCGAACGACGCGGCCGCAGCCCCAGGAGCCUCGAUCGACGCAGACGAGACAAGAACCACGACAUGGGCGAAUUCCACGAGGGCAUGCUGCUGGACGCGUUGCUUCAACUCUAUCCUAGCGUCGCAGGCGUGGCCGGUACGCGAACGGGCAACGGCAGCACCCAGCGUCAGCAGUCCGUCCCGUCGGUGGCGCACAGGUUACCUUACUUCGUGCCACCCUUACCGGCUGCACAGGCUCCGCGGCUGGAGGAGAAUCCCUACGAGAGCGUGCCGGUGCUGGGCCCCCUGCAUCGUUACUCCAGCCAGAACAGGAGCAACAAGGAGCGUUCGCGCAACGGAAAAUCCGGCAACGACAAGUACAAGUACCUGUCGUCGCAGCAACAAUACAGCGGCGACUAUUAUGGUCUACAGGGCCAGUCCGAUGUCACGACGCCGCUCUACACCCAGGUGGGCGGCGAGUACUCAGACACGUACUCGCAGCCAACCGAUCGGCUGUUCGGCGACGAUAAGUACACCCAGCCAGUGUAUUACACGAACUCAACCCGGGACUCGGCAUGCGAUCAAGUAACCAAUGCUGGUCGAUUGUAUCAGGGCCAACCUGACAGCAGUUUCGGUAGCGACAGCGGUUACAGUCAUCACACGUCUGGUACCACUGGUACCACUGGCACCAGUGGCACUCGCGGCAGCAAUUCCCGGACGAACCAUCGCAGGGAUAAGCAACGAAAUUCCCAUCACUCGCAUCAUUCUGCGGACUAUAUCGUGUCCUAAUGGAGGACCGAUCGCGACGUCU
Molecule: messenger RNA, 2426 nt
Organism: Trachymyrmex cornetzi
Lineage: Eukaryota; Metazoa; Arthropoda; Insecta; Hymenoptera; Formicidae
Gene: pxb
Product: putative Hedgehog signaling attenuator pxb
Exons: 8
Coding region: 248-2404 (718 amino acids)
Source: RefSeq, a predicted model, not a curated record